AUGACAGGACACUCGGCUGGCGCACCACCGAGAGACUACUCUCUUUCAAGUGAUAGCCAAGACCGUAUCUUCGGCAUAUUCAGUGGCAUUGCAAUCAUCGCAACCACCUACGGCAAUGGUAUCAUUCCAGAGAUACAGGCAACAGCAGCUCGACCUGUAACAGGAAAGAUGUUCAAAGGCCUUUGUCUCAGCUACGUGAUCGUGAUAAUGACAUUCUUCAGCGUGGCGAUAUCGGGGUACUGGGCAUUCGGCAACCAAGCUGAAGGCUCCAUCCUUACCAACUUCAUUCUGAAGAACAGCUCGACUUUAGUUCCAAAGUGGUUCCUCGUGAUGACCAAUUUGUUUGUUCUUCUCCAACUAGCCGCUGUAGGAGUGGUAUACUUGCAGCCAUCAAAUGAGAUACUUGAGGGGUUGUUUGCUGACCCAACCAAGGAUCAAUACUCUGCUCGGAACAUUGUGCCAAGGCUCAUCUUCCGGUCACUAUCCAUCGCCAUAGCAACUCUCAUAGCAGCGAUGCUCCCUUUCUUUGGUGCCUUCAAUGCAGCCAUUGGUGCUUUUGGGUUCCUGCCCCUUGAUUUUGCAGUGCCAUCAGUUAUGUACAACAUCACCUUCAAACCUUCAAAGAGAGGCCUGCUUUUUUGGUUGAACACCACCAUAGCCAUAGUAUUCUCGAUACUGUCAGUGCUGGGUUCCAUUUCUGCAGUGCGGCAGAUCGUUCUGGAUGCCAAGACCUAUAAACUUUUUGCUAAUGUUUGA
Musa acuminata AAA Group (dessert banana) is the source of this 756-nucleotide messenger RNA. RefSeq names its product GABA transporter 1-like. The transcript has 3 exons. Gene Ontology annotation, biological process: amino acid transmembrane transport. Bases 1 to 756 code for a protein of 251 amino acids. Gene Ontology annotation, molecular function: amino acid transmembrane transporter activity. Lineage: Eukaryota; Viridiplantae; Streptophyta; Magnoliopsida; Zingiberales; Musaceae. Gene Ontology annotation, cellular component: membrane. The record is from RefSeq and is a predicted model, not a curated record.